GUGAGCGUGAUAAGGUGAUAGGGCGAGUGUGAAUGAGAGAAAUCGUAAAGGUAAAGAGAGAUUUAUCUGAAAGUGAGAGACGAACUGACUGUGACUGACUCAACAUUAUCUCAACAAACGCAUCACUUGAAAAGCCAUAGGAUACUGAAAAAACAGAGAUGAGGGCUAUGGCAGUCACCCUCUGGGCCGUGGCUGCGUUAAUGGAAGUCCAUCAGAGCACCCCCUCCUCCUCAGAAAUCCAUACCAUUAUUGUCAACCUCUCCUCCAAAAACAUAUCCUCUGUUCCCAGAAACCUACCUCCAUGCACCGAAGCCCUGGACCUCUCCCAGAACAACAUACACAAACUUGGCCAUGAGGAUUUCCAAGUCACAACUCACCUGAGAUUCCUCAACUUGUCUUGGAAUGUCUUGGAGGAUAUCGAUCCGGAGACGUUUCAUCCCACUCCGCUCCUGGAGAGUCUGGACCUCUCACACAACCAGCUCCAGAACUUAUCUGAUCAACGGUACUUGCUGUUAGCGCUGAACCUCAGAGACCUAGAUCUGACCUUUAACAUGUUCCACACCAUGACCCUGGGGGUGGAGUUUCACAGCCUGACGAAGCUGGAGAGACUGGGGCUCGGAGCAAAAAUCAUCAGGGUGGAGGAUUUCAUCAACAUCCCUGACGUACACCUGCAAACUUUGACCCUUCGUCUGGAGAAUCUCACAGCCUAUGAGAGCGGCAGCCUGAGUGACGUCCAGGCGGAGAAGGUCAGCAUCGGCCUGACGAACAAACCCACCGAUCGAAAUCUGAUCGCAGACGCCCUGUUGAUGUUCAACGAGGUUGAGCUGAUGGGUAUGAACAUCAGUGGCUACCCCAGUUACCUGGUGGAACUUGUGAAGGAGAGAAGGGCAGUCAACACCACACAUCUUUACCUGACAAAUAUGGCCAUCACCUGGAAGCACCUGACAAACACCAUAAACGCUGUGUUCGAAUCCCCCAUCAUCCACCUGAGCACUUCAGACGUGGCCAUCCACAUUCCACCUUUGAGUGACACCCCAGGAAGAAACACGUCCCACACUAAAUCCUUCUCUGCCAGGCGAGCGGAGGUGGUUAGCUUUUUCUUCUCCCUGGAAGUCCUCUGUAACUUCUUCAUAAACAUGCCGGUGGAGCGCCUGGCGAUGACUGAGACAUCCAUCAUACACAUGACCUGCCCCAAGUCGCCCAGCGGGAUACUGCAGCUAGACUUCUCAGAUUGUGCCUUGACUGAUACGGUCUUCUCCAGAGUAGAACAGCAAAUCAUUGUAGAGUGUACAACCCUGAAUAAAGUAAACACCCUGGUUCUGAGAGGGAACAACCUCAGGUGCCUUCAAACCCUGAGCAAGAGGGUCCAGAACAUGAUCUCUCUGCGUCACCUGGACCUCAGCCUCAACUCGUUGGUUUACAGCGGCCAGGAAUGCCACUGGCCACCGAACAUUAUCCACCUGAACCUAUCUUCCAAUGGGCUGAGUGAGUCGGUAUUUAGCUGCCUGCCGAAUGGCACCGUCAGCCUGGACCUCCAGAACAACCAGAUCUUCACUGUACCAGAGACCCUGCUGGCCCUGGACUCCCUCCUGGCCCUGGACCUGAGUGCCAACCGGCUGAGGGACCUCCCGGUGUGCGCUGGAUUCCCACACCUUAAGUAUCUCCUUCUCAGGGAAAACUCCCUCCAUGCCCCAUCUGUGAGCGUUUUGGAGACUUGCCCUGUUCUACAGGCUCUAGAUGCUAGCCGAAACCCCUUCACCUGUACGUGUGGCCUGAGGGGCUUCAGGGAUCUGGGUGCUGGGACUGGCCUGGGCAGCGGACACCCUGCAAUCCAACUUCUCCACUGGCCAGGAGCCUAUCGCUGCAGCUAUCCCGAAGCCUGGAGGAACUCCACACUGGAGGGCUUCCAGAUCCCUGAGAUCUCUUGCAAUGUCGGCCUGCUGGCAACGGCCAUCUUGUGCCCGGCAGUGGCUGUUAUCAUUGUUAUGGUGACUCUGUGCCACCACCUGGACGUUCCGUGGUACCUGGGCAUGAUCUGGCAGUGGACCCGGGCAAAGCACCGUGCCAGGACCCAGCAGGUCCGGCCAGAGGAAAUGGAGGGGGUUGUGUUCCACGCCUUUGUGUCCUACAGCCAGCAUGAUGCAGACUGGGUCAAGGGUCAGCUCUUGCCUAAUCUGGAAGGCUCCGGCGGGGGCCUCCACAUCUGCCGCCAUGAGAGGGACUUCGUCCCGGGGAAGACRAUCGUGGAGAACAUCAUCCAAUGCGUGGAGAGGAGCCGGCGCUGUGUGUUCGUCCUCUCUCGCCACUUCGUCCGGAGCGAGUGGUGCCACUAUGAGCUGUACUUUGCCAGCCACCAGCGGUUGACCCGAGGGUCUGACAGUGUGAUCCUGGUGCUCCUGGAGCCUCUGCCUCAGUACAUGAUCCCCUCCAAGUACUAUCAGCUAAAGGCCAUGAUGGGCAGACACACCUAUCUGGAGUGGCCCCAGGACAGGGGCAAGCACAGGCUGUUCUGGGCCAAUCUCAGGGCUGCACUGCAGGCUGACCUGCCCACUGCACCUGUACGAGACGACAUGGAUGAGUGAGAGGGAGAGAGAAAAUAAGAUAA
Molecule: messenger RNA, 2605 nt
Organism: Salvelinus sp. IW2-2015
Lineage: Eukaryota; Metazoa; Chordata; Actinopteri; Salmoniformes; Salmonidae
Product: toll-like receptor 6
Biological process (GO): toll-like receptor signaling pathway; immune response; inflammatory response
Cellular component (GO): plasma membrane
Molecular function (GO): protein binding; transmembrane signaling receptor activity
Source: RefSeq, a predicted model, not a curated record